Nymphaea colorata (pocket water lily) is the source of this 1760-nucleotide messenger RNA. RefSeq names its product E3 ubiquitin-protein ligase ATL4. The coding region runs from base 325 to 1455 and encodes 376 amino acids. Lineage: Eukaryota; Viridiplantae; Streptophyta; Magnoliopsida; Nymphaeales; Nymphaeaceae. The transcript has a single exon. The record is from RefSeq and is a predicted model, not a curated record.
ACGUCUCUUAAUUGACAGUUUCCCUUGUGACAGGAGAUAAAAAUUUAUGUAUUGAGAUAAGAAGGAAGCUGGUCUGAGAACGGGGACGAGCAUAAAGAUGAGAGAAUCUGCUUGAGCUGUCAUCAGGUGGUUAAUGGACCAUCCAUGGAAGCUCCCAUUCUUUGCCUUGCUUUAAUUAACUCCAUGAAUUUUACCAGAUGAUCCUGAAGUCAAACCUCAUCUUCUGAAUAUAAACACCGAGCAACCCUACCGCCUUCUUCUCAUUAAUUUAUUCAUAUAACAAACUAGAGCAACCGAGGAGAGAGAGAGAGAGAGAGGUGAGCGAUGGCGUCCCGGAAAACCCUUCUGCCUUCUAUAGAUCCCUACCUUUCACCACCGCCGGCACCACCGCUACCACCUUCAGCCCCUCGCUUCUAUUUUACGCAGAGGUCGUCGCAAUCCAGCUACCACCAACUGAAGGCCAAUGCCGUCAUGAUACUGCUCUUGAUCUUGGCCGUCGUCUUCCUCGUUUCGCUGUCCCUCCACCUGCUUCUCCGGCUCCUUGAGCGUCGAAGAUCAAGAACCACCAUACCCACCACCAGCAGCAGCACUAGCAGCCCGCCGGAGGCGGUAACCAUCGAGACCCAAUUCCACCACCACCAUAGCAGGAGCAGCAGUAGCGGAGGAGGAAACGGAGGUGUCACCCUGGUGGACUCACUCCCCAUCUUCACCUUCGCCUCCAUCACCAGCCGCAGCAACCAGCGCCUGGAUUGUGCCGUCUGCCUCAGCCCCUUCCAGUCGGACGAUCGCCUGCGCCUACUCCCUUACUGCACUCACGCCUUCCACGCGGACUGCAUCGGAACGUGGCUGCUCACCAACACUACAUGCCCGCUCUGCCGCUCCGACCUCACCGCCGCUCCGGCCAUCCCCGCUGCCACCACCAACACAGGCGCCGCCGGUGCCGGGAACGAGCGGGAGGAUGUCGAGUCGGUGAAGUCAUCCGUCGGCGGCCGGAGUUUCCGUGUGGAGCUCGGGAGCAUCAGCGGGCGUUCGGGCGGUGGCGGAAGCCGGCGGUCUUAUUCGAUGGGGUCGUUCGAGUACGUAGUGCCGGAUAAUUCGCAGCCGGAGGUGUUCGUCGCCGACCGGGACAAAAACUCCGACAGGUUUCACGGGUUCUCUGGUUCUGGGGAGGCGGACUUCCGCGAAGUGGGCGGUGGGUACCGGACGGAACCGAAGAUGGUGGCGGAUGGAGUCGGCGGAACAAGCCGCAAUUGGCUAAGGGAGUACCUGGAAAGGCUGGUCUCUUCGGCGUCGUCCUCGUUUUCGCUGAGGACGACGUCAUUCCGUUCGAGCAGCGAGGGCCGGAGUCGGCCCAGCGACGUUUUCCCGGCGACCGGCGUCGAGCCGGACAGCCACAGCGACCGGUUCGCGGCGGCGGCGGAAAGCUUCCUGCUCUUCUUGAGGUCGGACAUGUGAACGGAAAAAUAACCAAACAAUGCCUGAGUUUCUUGGGAAGAGACACUAUUGUCCUUUGACUCCUCAUUGACCAAAAAUAGCUUCAGCGGCACGAUCGUAAUAUACGGACGACAGAACGCCCUUUUCCGGUAAUAAUCAUAGGAGAGGUCGGAUAAUUACUUCGCUCUUCAUUUUUUCUUUUCAUAUUUUUUGGAGCAAAAAUGAGCUGUUUUUAGCUUUUAUUCAUUUGUUGCAUGAGGUUGAUGAGAUACAUUGAAGUUGUUCAUCUACUUGUAAAUAUAUAUGAUGAUGAAAAUUUACCGCCA